AUUUUUGCUAAAUAUCAAAUCGCUGUUUUUCCGGAAUCAAGAAAACGAAGAUACAAAACGUUGGGGUAAAUAUCAAGUUUGGCUGUGUUGUAAGACGUAAGAAUUGAUCAAGAUGACAUCAACCGGCAAAGGAAGCAAUUUUGAUUAUCUUUGGGCUGAAACAGAGAGUGAAAGAAAACAAGCUCUGUCAACGCCAUUUGUCCAAGGUGUUAAGGAUGGAACUCUUGAUCCGGUUACGUUUGGUGGGUUCGUGGUCCAGGACUGUAUCUACCUAUAUCGACAGUAUAAAGCUAUCAUACAGGCGGAAAAAACAGCAAAGCCAGGGGUACUGAAGACUUUUCUCAUAAAACUGAUCGGCAAAUACGAGGGGUAUUACAAAGGUGCAUUCAAAUUAUGGCAUAUCGAUGAUCCUUCUGGUAUCAAGCUAGGCGAUGCUUGUCAGACGUAUGUAGACUUUGUAGACAAAGAAGCCGAUGAAACGGAAACAAUCUACUUCCUUGUGUCAAUAGCCCCAUGUCUGAAGCUGUGGUCCUGGCUGGGAACCCAAAUAGGGACAAAGCACGGUGCAUACGAUCAAUGGGUGACAGACAACUUUGCCGGAGGAAGUACUCUGAAGAGUGUAAUAGGAUUCAUAGACGAACAAAAGGAUCAAUUAGAUCGCGUCAAAGCUCUUGCCAUUUUCAAAGAUGGCAUGGGUCAUGAAUAUAAAUUCUUCAAUUCAGCCGGAAAGUAAUGAUAUCAAACAGAUUCCGUGGAACUGCUUCCCUGAUGAUCUCAGUGCGACCACCACUACAGACUUUCUGAUGAUUUAACUGUACGCUUUGUCCUUUCACAAGUGUCCACUGUUUACGUGGUUGUAGUGACAAAGUGAUUUGUCAAUAUUUACUCAAUCACAUAUAUAAAUAGUUUUUAUGAUUAAAUAUACUUAUUCCCGAUGAAUUUAUAUUUCAGAGGACUUUUAUUUAUGUAAUGUUUCUAUGCUUAUUUAUUAAACUUUCUGCUUUUAUCG
Mizuhopecten yessoensis (Yesso scallop) is the source of this 1009-nucleotide messenger RNA. RefSeq lists its product as uncharacterized. Gene Ontology annotation, cellular component: cytosol. The record is from RefSeq and is a predicted model, not a curated record. NCBI's taxonomy places the organism in Eukaryota, Metazoa, Mollusca, Bivalvia, Pectinida, Pectinidae. The coding region runs from base 113 to 733 and encodes 206 amino acids. The transcript has 6 exons.